Molecule: messenger RNA, 255 nt
Organism: Bipolaris oryzae ATCC 44560
Lineage: Eukaryota; Fungi; Ascomycota; Dothideomycetes; Pleosporales; Pleosporaceae
Exons: 1
Source: RefSeq, a predicted model, not a curated record
AUGACAACUCCUAAUCAUCCAGCAAGCGAUUGCCCAUUACUUGUUGGGCCUCUCAUGCCUAAGUUAUAUUCCUACACAUCAAGUCUCGAAACCUCGAGACUAGUACUGGCGUUGAGGCCCAGUAUGGCUGGUGGGCCCAGCUACUGCUUAGAGUCUUUUGAGACAAGUUUACAGGAAACCUCCUGCUUGCUUCAUGAAAACGCCGAAGAAGCCUCCCCGCCACCAGCGUCACUCUUCCAGUAUGAGCCUGAAACA